Messenger RNA from Periconia digitata, 1990 nucleotides. The record is from the annotation of a GenBank genome assembly. NCBI's taxonomy places the organism in Eukaryota, Fungi, Ascomycota, Dothideomycetes, Pleosporales, Periconiaceae.
CGAGGAAUCAACAUGCCUUUCUCAUCGCCGCAUCCCGAUGUCGAGAUACCGAAAUGCAAUCUCUUGGAAUAUCUCUUUCCGAAAAGAGAGACUCUCACAAACACGCCGAUCUGGAAUGAUGCGAAGGACCCGAAUCACCAUCUAACACCAAGAACACUGCUGCAAUGGUCGAAACGACUAGCUUUGGGUCUAGAGCGCAUGGGAAGCAAACCAGGGGAGGUUGUUAUGAUAUUUACCCCAAAUCAUAUCUUCGUUCCUGUAGCCUAUCUAGGGAUUGUGGGGUCCAAGAGGAUUUUCAGCGGCGCAAACCCAGCAUAUACGUUAUCAGAAAUGGUUCAUCAGAUAUCAAACACAGAAGCCCAAUAUAUCCUCGCUCACCCUUCACUAGCGAGCACUGCAGUGACAGCAGCACGAAAAGCAGGCUUGCCGGAUGGUCGCAUCUCGCUGUUCUCAGACGUACCCAACACACAUAAUAUGGAUUGUCGAGACUGGAGAGAAUGGCUUCCUUCCCCUAAUGAAGCAGACGCCUACAACUUUCCCUAUCUAUCCGAGGAAGAAGCUACAAUGACCACAGCGACCGUGAACUACUCUUCGGGCACCACUGGCCUGCCAAAAGGCGUCGAGGUCAGCCAUUAUAACCUCAUUGCAAACUUGCAACAGACAAUCUACAUGCGAUACCUCAAGAAACCAUGGGAUCACACUAACCGCCCACGAGAAGUCUGGCUCGGAUUCUUACCACUAUACCACGCGUACGCACAGCUUUAUACCAUCGCUAUGGCGCAAAAGCUUCAGGUCCCAGUGUACAUAAUGAAGCAGUUUCAUUACGAAGAGUUCCUGGAAGCGAUACAGGCGUAUAAAGUUACCCACUUGCAGGUUGCUCCACCUAUCAUGCUCAUGCUAAGUAAGAGACCCGAGACGGUGAAGUAUGACCUCAGUAGUGUCACGGAUAUUCUUUGCGGAGCAGCUCCUCUGAGUAAAGAGUUGCAAACAGAGAUCAGCAGGAAGCUCAAAUGCGAAAUCGUGCAAGGGUGGGGAAUGACGGAGGUGACCUGUGGCGCUAUCCACGUUCCCGGAGGCACAAGCGAUGACUCCGGAAGCGUAGGAGAGCUCGACCCAAAUUGCGAAUGUAAACUCCUCGACGACAAAGGCAAUGAGGUGGCGGAUGGUCAGCCGGGAGAACUUUACAUCCGCGGCCCGAACGUGUGUCUUGGGUACUGGCGCAAUCCAGAAGCCACGAAAGAAACGAUCCUAACCGAUGGUUGGCUGCGAACUGGAGAUGUUGCUGUGUGCCGAAAUGGGUGGUUUUGGAUCGUCGACAGGAAAAAGGAACUCAUCAAGGUCAACAGCCUUCAAGUAGCUCCCGCGGAGCUAGAAGCUGUGCUAUUGGAAUUUGAUCCAGUCGCCGACGCUGCGGUAGUUGGUAUUACCCUAGACGAACAGGAAUGGCCACGUGCUUAUGUCACUUUGAAAGACGAGCAUAAGAACAAGGUAUCGGAGAAAGACAUUCACAGAUUUAUGAAAGAAAAGGUUGCGAAGCAUAAACAGCUAGUGGGGGGCAUUGUCUUCGUAGAUGAGGUGCCUAAGUUGCAAAGCGGGAAGAUCAAGCGUGCCCUAAUUAAGCAGUGGGCGAAGAAAGAUGCUGAAAGGAUGGGAGGCGCCAGCCUGAGAGCGAAGCUGUAGCUUUCAGUGAAUACAAUUUUGAAUUAGCUUAUUGAAGAAGUCAGUAUGUCUACGGUCUACUCUGUGAUCGAAUGUGCUGCUUCCAAUCAACGUACCGUCAUUAAUUCUUGAGUUAGUGCCUGCAUCUGCCACUGAUUGAUUGGUCCUCGUAAACAUGAAUAAUGGAGAUUCUAUAAUGGAGCAUUUGAUUGCAAGUCCUGAAUUUUAGUUCUAGAGCCCUCUCAAUAGAGCUAAUAAAAGACCUGUCAUGAUAUCCAUCGACCUUGAAUCUAUCAUGAAUCGUACGCUCGACAAUACAGCAUGAUCCCGU